AUGAAAGGACUUAUUCUGGUCGGUGGCUUUGGCACCCGCCUUCGUCCUCUAACCCUGACGCUCCCUAAACCGCUCGUCGAAUUUGGCAACAAGCCCAUGAUUGUCCAUCAGAUCGAAGCCCUCGUUGCUGCUGGCGUCAAAGACAUUGUUCUCGCCGUGAACUACAGGCCCGAAAUUAUGGAGAAAUUCCUUCAAGAGUACGAGGAGAAGUACAACAUCAACAUUGAGUUUUCCGUCGAGUCCGAACCCCUCGACACGGCCGGUCCUCUAAAAUUAGCCGAAAAGAUCCUACUCAAAGACGACUCUCCAUUCUUCGUUCUCAACUCUGAUGUCAUUUGCGACUAUCCCUUCGAGCAGCUGCUACAGUAUCACAAGAACCACGGCGAUGAAGGCACCAUUGUCGUUACCAAGGUCGAGGAACCGUCAAAAUACGGUGUCGUCGUCCACAAGCCUAAUCACCCCUCUCGCAUCGACCGAUUUGUCGAGAAGCCGGUUCAAUAUGUCGGUAACCGCAUUAAUGCUGGCAUGUACAUCUUCAACACAUCAGUCCUCAAGCGCAUCGAACUCCGCCCCACUUCCAUCGAGAAGGAGACCUUCCCCGCCAUGGUCAAGGAUAAUCAGUUACACUCGUUCGAUCUCGAGGGAUUCUGGAUGGACGUUGGUCAACCCAAGGACUUCCUCAGUGGAACCUGCUUGUACCUUUCGUCCUUGACCAAGCGAGGCUGCAAGACUCUCACCCCGCCUACUGAAUCCUUUGUCCAUGGCGGAAACGUUCUCAUUGACCCUUCAGCCAAGAUUGGCAAGAACUGCAGAAUAGGGCCCAACGUCACUAUUGGGCCCAACGUCAUUGUUGGAGACGGUGUCCGCUUGCAACGCUGCGUGCUUUUGCGUGGCUCCAAGGUCAAAGACCACGCUUGGGUCAAGUCCACCAUUGUCGGUUGGAACAGCACUGUCGGCCGUUGGGCUCGCCUGGAGAACGUGACUGUUCUCGGUGACGAUGUCACUAUUGGCGAUGAAAUCUAUGUCAAUGGCGGAAGCGUUCUACCUCACAAGUCUAUCAAGGCCAACGUCGAUGUUCCCGCAAUCAUCAUGUAA
This is a messenger RNA of Pochonia chlamydosporia 170, 1095 nucleotides long. Its product is annotated as mannose-1-phosphate guanyltransferase. Gene Ontology annotation, molecular function: GTP binding; mannose-1-phosphate guanylyltransferase (GTP) activity. NCBI's taxonomy places the organism in Eukaryota, Fungi, Ascomycota, Sordariomycetes, Hypocreales, Clavicipitaceae. The transcript has 4 exons. The coding region runs from base 1 to 1095 and encodes 364 amino acids. The record is from RefSeq and is a predicted model, not a curated record. Gene Ontology annotation, cellular component: cytoplasm. Gene Ontology annotation, biological process: GDP-mannose biosynthetic process; cell wall mannoprotein biosynthetic process.